UGAAAGCUGAACCCGCACCAUACCGGGACCAAGAGCGGCGCCAUGUUGGUGACUGGGGGUCACGUGAUCACGCGGAAGUCCCUGGAAAGUUUCCAGUCAAGAAACACCGGUUGCGUCUGGUGGUGCAUUAUUUAUUUAUUUAUUUAUUCAUUUAUUUUAUUUAAAUUUACGCUAAGAAAUUAUGAACGACAAUUAUACUUAAAGUAUGCCCAAUACUAUAUUUCAGAGUUAACUCACAAUUCUAUGUCAUUCAAUGAAAUCGCAGUAUAUACAGGGUUUUACGGAAUGAAGGGUGCGUUGAAGUAACUCAACUCACACACGUUUGCGCAUACUGCCUCAAUACACAUGGCCAUUGAAAGUGCAACAGAUUUUAUUUUUAUUUUUUUCUUCUGUUAUUUGUGUAACAGAUUUUCUCCCUUUACACGCAAAGAUAACUUCACCUCGGUGCAAAUUAGUGUGAUGAAGGACUUUCUUCCGAGCAUGACAAUUUUAUUUAAAAAAAUAUGCAAUUUUGACGCGCCGAAACAGCCGCCAAAGGAUGUGACGCUGUCACGUGCUGCCACUGUAUGAGAAGACACGUUGUUCGUUAGUCCAUUUCUUUUUCUUUUUUCUUUAGUGUGCGUGUUGUAGGGUUCUGUAAACGAUUACAUUCUUCCAUAGGCACUUUAUACUUAGACGUAGAUCAUGUGUCAUUAUCAGCGUGCCUUGCUAUAAUCAAUAGGCUGCACGUGGUGGUAACUGUGAACAGAACACAAUGAAGCAGGUGCGUUUUACCAAUGGCGUUGGUUCUGAGAACGAGUCGUUGGAGAAAGAGAGUCAAGCCGCAGUAAACAGCGACCCCCCGAUCCAGCUGAAGCUUUUACCCCUCACUGAUCAAAUCCGUGAACUACAGACCAUAAUCAGGGACAAAACCACAAGUAGAGGGGAGUUUGUGUUCUGUGCUGACAGACUGAUUAGAAUUGUAGUUGAAGAAGGACUAAAUCAGCUGCCUUAUACUGAGUGCAUAGUGACCACACCCACAGGACAGAAGUAUGAAGGUGUGAGAUUUAAGAGAGGCAACUGCGGCGUCAGUAUAAUGAGGAGCGGUGAAGCGAUGGAGCAAGGCCUAAGGGACUGCUGCCGAUCUAUCCGCAUCGGCAAGAUCCUUAUACAGAGCGACGAGGAGACGCUGAAAGCUAAAGUAUACUACGCAAAGUUCCCGCCGGAUAUUUACAGACGCAAAAUCCUGCUCAUGUAUCCUAUCCUGAGUAGUGGGAAUGCUGUCGUUGAAGCAGUCCGAGUGCUGAUCGAUCACGGCGUCCAGGCUUCACGCAUCAUUCUCCUGAGCCUCUUCUCCACCCCUCAUGGGGUUACGUCCAUAGUACAAAAGUUUCCAGAAAUCACCAUCCUGACCACCGAAGUCCAUUCUGUAGCGCCAACGCACUUCGGAGAGAAAUACUUUGGGACAGACUGAAUUUUCAUUUGGAGACAGCCCAUUGAGUAUUUCUUUGCAUUUCUCCAAGUUUGGAAUUGGUUUGCGUUAUAAUUUAAACUAUAAAAUUAAAAAAUUUUUUUUUUUUUUUUUUAAAGUUUGAAGUGCCUUAGUAUAGUGUGUUAGAAGUGCAGUGCAUGGUUGUAUAAUGCAAUGGUUCUCAAAGCAGGGUCUGUGAAGCACAGCUGGGGGUUACAGCAAUGGAAAUCACAAUCUGCCAUUAUCACAGUUUGACUUGUAUUGAAUGGGUUUAUUCUAAAGCUGUAAUAGGCAGAGGUUUUAUUUACUGGAUUUAAGAGCAUAAAGAAUAGCCAGUGAUUGCUAGCUAGCUAUUUACUAUUUUUAGUACUUUAGAUACAUUAGUAUAACUCGUAAAUACAAAUAGGCGACGAAUUAAAGGAACGCGUUGUAGUCUUGGCGGCGCUUCUACAAAUCUCUGGAACCGUAAUGUGGAACAUUAAAGAUUUGUCAUCAAUAAGACACGUCGACUGCCACACUGGCACUUCAGCUAACCACUUUUGACUAGUGCUAUGAACAUAUGAAGCACCUGAUCUGAAUUUGCCCCGGGGAAAUAAAUGUAUACUUCUCUGUCCAAACAUCAUACACAUUGUUUUCAUUUUCAUCGUUGUCUUUCAUUCGUUAUCAGUUCGUUAAUCAGCCCAGAGAGGGUCAGCGGAAACCAGAUAGGUCAAGUUUGUCACAACAAACUUUGAUGUUGGCUUGAUAAAGCCGGUCUGAAAGUUUAAAAUCGUUUCCGUUGGAAAUCUGAAAGUAACGUGUAGUUUUAAGAAAGAAAAAGAGCGACCGAUCGCUAGGGUGCCGAUACCUGUAGCGCUAGAGCGAUAGCCAGGGUGCCGAUACUUGUAGCGUUAGGGAGAUACGGUGCCCUGAAGCGUCGUCGUUUUAAUUUGACGUUUGAAUAUGGGUUUCAUCCAAACGUCAGUAUCUCAGCAACUAAGGUUUUCUACUGAUGGAAAGUUCAGGAAGGGUGCCGAGUGGUUAGUACGUUCGGCGCACACCUCCAGGGUCGGGGGUUCGAUUGUCACUGCCCUGUGUGUGUGUGCGCGGAGUUUGCAUGUUCUCCCCGUGCUGCGGGGGUUUCCUCCGGGUACUCCGGUUUCCUCCCCCGGUCCAAAGACACGCACGGUAGGCUGAUUGGCGUGUCUAAAGUGUCCAUAGUGUAUGAAUGGGUGUGUGAGUGUGCCCUGCGAUGGAUUGGCACCCUGUCCAGGGUGUACCCCGCCUUGUGCCCCAUGCUCCCUGGGAUAGGCUCCAGGUUCCCCACAACCCUGUAAGAUAAGCGCUAUAGAAAAUGGAUGGAUGGAUGGAUGGAAAGUCCAGGAAUAAAAAGCUCCAAUAAACAUCCAAAACACUGCACACGUUUAAAUAAGGAGUUUACCCAGAUGUCUUACGUUCAUAGACCUUGUUGAUGGGGGUAUUCCCUUUCCAGAACCCACACACUAACUCUCCACUGCUUUUCUAGAACUCAAUUAUAAAUCUUGUACAGUAGCACUACUUGUAUUGUUCUCCGCUUGAUAUAUAUCGCUUUGCUUGUAUUCCCCUCAUCUGU
Messenger RNA from Ictalurus furcatus (blue catfish), 3041 nucleotides. Its product is annotated as uracil phosphoribosyltransferase homolog. Lineage: Eukaryota; Metazoa; Chordata; Actinopteri; Siluriformes; Ictaluridae. The coding region runs from base 755 to 1453 and encodes 232 amino acids. The transcript has 7 exons. The record is from RefSeq and is a predicted model, not a curated record.